Rotaria sp. Silwood2 is the source of this 588-nucleotide messenger RNA. The record is from the annotation of a GenBank genome assembly. Lineage: Eukaryota; Metazoa; Rotifera; Eurotatoria; Philodinida; Philodinidae.
AUGUGCUCGGCUUAUAUACAUACCGAUCAAAAUGAUCAGUAUCUUGGUAAAUCAGGUGAUCAUAAUUGUCAUUUACCAGUGCCGGAAACAAUUGAACUGAGUAUCUUUAAAGAGAAGGUAAAAGAACGGAUUGUAAAAGAGACGGUUGCAAUCGGAAAAAUUUAUGAUAAUGAGUUGGCUUCAGCUACUCUUAGUGAAGCUGCUCUUGCACUUGCUUCAUUGCCAAAUGAGGCUAAAUCAUCACUCAAUCGUCUAAGACGACAAAAAACACCACCAUUACCGAAAUCAUCUAUUUUUAACGUACCCGAUGCCUACUCAAUUAUAACUAAUGGUGCAUCAUUUCUCUUUAGCGAUAUAUUAAAACAUCCAAAUGUAUGGGCAUUUAUCAACUUACUGAAAGAUGAAGAAGUCCAUUUUCAACAACUGCUUAUACAUACCAAUUCCGGCAAGUUGAAAAAAGAUUCACAAAAAACAUGUGUAAUGCAAAAUAAACUCAAUCAAUUACGAAAACGUUACGGCGAUGGAAUAAUUCAAUUAUCUGAAUAUCAUUAUCAGUUAUCAUUAUUAGUCGGUAUGAAAUCACAAUAA